Messenger RNA from Egretta garzetta (little egret), 1946 nucleotides. It is a transcript of the gene RASSF6, whose product is annotated as Ras association domain family member 6. The coding region runs from base 702 to 1727 and encodes 341 amino acids. The transcript has 12 exons. The record is from RefSeq and is a predicted model, not a curated record. NCBI's taxonomy places the organism in Eukaryota, Metazoa, Chordata, Aves, Pelecaniformes, Ardeidae. Gene Ontology annotation, biological process: signal transduction.
AGGACACGUGUACUGGCUAGAAGCGAGGUAUCGCCUGCAGGGCUGAGAAUGACAGGUUCAGAUGGAUCAAAUUCCAAACUGGAAGACACACCCUCCAGACAACUGUGCAGGGAAGAAUUUUUCCGGAAUUUCAGUAUCUCCUAAACAGCUAUUGACUUGUUUAUGUUGCCUUACAGAGGAAGGGCUCCUAGUCCAAAUCAGAUAGUGAUUUUAUGUUCCAUACACCCCCAUUCUCAUCUGGCUUUGUUUUACCGAAGCACUGUUAGACCAGGAAGACAUUCAGAUGUUCUCAACGAUGAGAUCAAAUUUUAGCUUUGCUAAUUCCCAUGAAACCUAGCGUAGGUUGUAGAUGCAUUAGCCAAGCACUGAGAGAAGAUUUAGCCCUUCAAAGUUAGAGACACUAUUGUUUCACCCAGCGCCACUGAAAUGCCACCGCCUCUGCCACCGAGCUGACGCAGAACUGCCGCCCGUGGCACGCAGCGCUCGCUGUGCUCUAGGACCCUACUCACAAGAGUUUGGGCCUAGGAUAUCUGAAUAAGAAGAAAAAUGUGAUCCAUACAAUCAGGCACUCAGGAGAAGAAUAUGAACAUGACACAAUGCUGUGGUAAGAUCUGCCCUUCUAGCAGUGACUCAAGAGGAUAAAGACAGUGAUAUCUGCAAGCUGCUGUUCACACAGACAAAGGUUCUUCUCUUCAGAAUAAAUGAAGAAAGUGACUAUGAAAGCACAGCAUCUACCUUCUGUUUCCAUCAAUGAGGAGAAGUUCAUCACCAGAGAGCAGCUCAGUUCUCUUCUGAAGACUUACAACUCUUACUAUUCUGAUCAGGAAAAUCUGCAGCUGUCACAUAAUCAGGGAGAAGGCUCCAAACCAUUUAUUGAAGGAAUCUUGUCAAUAUUUUGGGGAGUCCGACAUCCUAUCCAAUUAAAAAUUCAGGAUGAGAAGCAGAUAGCCUCUUUUGUAACCCUGAAGUCAACAGAAAACGUGGCUUUGUUCCCCAGUAAAAGGGGAAUGACACGCUGGGGAGAAUUUGAUGAUCUACAUCAUAUUAGCGGGGAGACGUUGAAAUCUACUGAAGAAAAGCCAGACCUUGAGAAAAGUUAUUCCUGUUACGAAAGCCGCACUCUGAAGUCCAAGAGCGAGCAGGAACAUGACUGUGCUACCCUGCCCAGGGCCGUCAGCAAUGCUGCGGCUGUGCGGAAGAGGACCAAGCUCCCCACGAUAGCGAGGACAGAAGUGCAAACUCAGAGGUUUUCCAUUAAUGGCCACUUCUACAACUACGAGACAUCAGUUUUUACUCCAGCUUUCGGAUCAGAAACCAAAAUAAGAAUCAACAGCCAGAUGAGAACCAGACAAGUAAUCGAACAAUUGCUGUGCAAGUUUAAGAUAGAAAACAGCCCACAUGAAUUUGCACUUUACAUUAUCCAUGCGUCCGGAGAAAAGAAGCAGCUGAGGAGUGGGGAUGUUCCCUUGCUGCACAGACUCUUACAGGGGCCCUCGGAGAAGAUAGCCAAGUUUUUUCUCAUGGACAGAGAUGUGGAGGAGAUAAGCAGUGAUGUUGCUCAGUACAUUCCAUUUCAUCUUCCCUUCUUGGAGUCAAUUCUGCACAGGAUAAAUGAAGAGGAACAACAGGAGAUUCAACAGACAAUUGCAAGGUACCUAAGGGAGAAGGCCAUCAUAUGCCGGCACCUUCACAGUCGAACUGUUCAGAAGACAGAGACUACUGUUUGAUGGGGCUGGCCGCUGGUGGGUACCCCACGCGCCGCCUGCGCCGCAGGGAAGUGAGUGUUUGCCUGAAGGUGCUGCGGCUGAGGAGCACUUGCAGCACAGGGGUGUUCCAGCUGCUGCAGCUGCUCUGGAUAAUUUCACAACCAAAACUGACCCCACUCCUCCACAGCUCUGGCACACAACCCCCGAAGCAGAUGCACUGCAUCCCCCCAGGACAGAUGC